Poecilia reticulata (guppy) is the source of this 5944-nucleotide messenger RNA. RefSeq names its product catenin delta-1. Gene Ontology annotation, biological process: cell-cell adhesion. NCBI's taxonomy places the organism in Eukaryota, Metazoa, Chordata, Actinopteri, Cyprinodontiformes, Poeciliidae. Gene Ontology annotation, molecular function: protein binding. Gene Ontology annotation, cellular component: nucleus; adherens junction; plasma membrane. The record is from RefSeq and is a predicted model, not a curated record.
AUCCGGGAUUUUUGCUGAGCUUUUAGACGCUUUGUUUGCUUAAUCUCCAGUGAGAAAUGUGAACUUCUUGUUUGUAUUUGUGUUUAAGCCAAAGUGAGAAAUGAACACUUCUCCUUUCGAUUUGAUGCUUAACUUCCUGCUGAAGUUUUAUGCCGUUUCUUUAUCAAAGUAAAUUUAAGUAGUGUUUGAAAUAAAAGGGCAAUGACUCUAACAAUGGUGAAAUAACAAAAAGUAACGGCCUAUAAUCGGUUUCUAUCAUACAUUUUCCCAUAAAACGAAGCCUCUUCUUGACUGCUAAUGAGGGAACUCAAGGCAGUCAGAAGCCUAAAGUGACUCCUCCAUUUGUGCAUGAAGCUCAUUUAUCGAUCUGGAUGCAGAAGCAAACCAUGACACUGACAAAUCAACAUAUUGCAUUAUUUAUAUUCGAUGCAUUAACUGGAACAUUGAAGUAUCCGACUUUCUCUUAUCGCUGCCCCACACAGCCCUGACGCCGGUUUGAUGCCUUGACUGUAUGAUGACCUUCAUUAAAAUACCGCUUUCUUGCUCUAGAGACGUUUGCAGAAAAAAUGCGAAACACUAUCCAUUUGGUUUUAUUUAAAACGGAAAAGCCUGAGUUAUUCUUACUGCAGCUGAAAUGCAUUUCAGUAAUGAUGUUUUAAGAUUUUAGUUCUGAUACUCUGAAGGAAAACGUCUAAUGAUGUACAUUUACUUUUAUACAUUUAGAUUAGCAAGCUGUCAUUAGAUGACAUGUUAGUCAGGUUUUGUUCUCAUGCAGCAAUUUACCAUCAACUUCUUCACAAAUGUGGCGUUAGUUGGUUGCUUUGAAACCAAACUGCAUUAAUAAGAGAGCUGCAUGUAUUUUCUUCAGUGUCUACCAAAAAUUGCCUCAUUGAAACUGGAGCUUUUAACAAAGAAAAUAUUUUUCAAUUAAGAGUUUUUUGUGUUUUUUUUUUAUCACAUUUAUUUCAAGAAUCUUAUUGCACUUGUGUGAACAUUUUUUUUAUAGUUUGAUCUAUUUUAAUCUAAUAUUUUAAAUAGUCUGGUUUUGAUAUCACUUGCUGCCGUUGCUGUAGGUUUGGCAUUACAUCUGAACCGUUUCCUGCUGCAGCGUAAAACCCUGGAGUUUCAUUAUUUUUGCUUUCACAGGUCGGAUGAAAGUCGUUUAAAGAAGUGGGGAGUAACUUUGAAGUCGGACCCGGCCUUAUCAAAGGAAUAACAUAAUAAUCCACUGUAGUCUAGGGGAUUUUUUUUUUUUGAUGCAGGUUUCAGAUGUCAUACCUUCACGGUUGUGACUAAUGUUCUUUUAUAGUUGGGGUAAAGGCAAAACCAACUCUUGUACAACUUUGAUGCCAACAGCUGUCUAAGAUGAUGCCCAAAUCUGAGUCAUUACAGAUGGUUUUUCAGCUGAAACUGGACAGAAAAGAGUAACUCUCUUCUUUUCAGCACCAAACCUCCUGUAGAGUCAGAUGUAGCUCCCUGUUGUUCUGGAGUGCCAGGUUUUACUUUUAAAAACCCCUCCCUGUGUGCUGCUGUGUUUGCAUCUGUAUGGCUGUGUGUAACGCCCCCACUCUCACCCCUUGGGGCUGUUCAGUGUGUAUGGAGCAGUGUGAGAACGCAGCGGCUCUGCUGGAGUCAGUCAGGGAGCAGGAGGUGCAGUUUGAACAGCUGACCCGGGCUCUGGAGGAGGAGAGGAGGAGAGUUGGCCUCCCCGCCACCAGCCCCACGGCCCUGGGUCACCCCUUCCCUCUCACACAGAACGGGCGUUUAGGGGAUGCAGACAUAGAACGUCUGAAGCUGACUGACUCGUACAUGAACGGCACGCAGUACAGAAUGGUGGACCCCGCACACGGAGCUCUUGAUGACAGCUACACACCUGAGGAUGAAUCCCAGGAAGUGCACUCUGUCUUUUCUGAGGAAGGAACCACCCGGAGGACAGAUAACGGAAUGAAGAAACCAGUCUCGCGCAUGGUUCCGGCCUCUCAGUCGUCCAUGGAUGGRAUGUUGUCGCCUGCUAUGGGGAUCUACAGCGCCACACUGGACAGGCCUUACAGGCCCUCUGGGGUUGGGGACUACCCUACYGCGACGGUACCCCGAAAUUAUCACUAUGGUCCGGUUGGCGGCUACGAAGACUACCGGCCAGGUCCGCCGUCGGAGGCAUACACCAGCCUCAGCCGGGGCUCGCACAUGGAUGAGCGCUACAGGCCUGUCGAUGGAUACAGAACUCUGGACUCUGGCUACAGGGCCCCCAGCCGCCAGCAGCUGGACCCGUACGCRGCGCAGCCCCAGGUGAGCCGCAUGAGGGCGCUGGGGUCAGCGUUGGAGAUGAGGUAUGGCCACGGCCACUACGGACUGGAGGAUGACCAGCGCAGCAUGGUGUAUGACGACUACGGCAUGGGGCCUCCACCCAUGCACCCUGGAGGCUACGGUACAAUGCCUCGUCUCGGGCCGGGUCCAGGAAUGGACAGACGCAGACUCAGAAGUUGCGAAGACACUUUGGACAGUGACGUGGGAGGAGUCGACCCUUAUGCAUGGGCGGUUCCCAUGACGUUGGAGAGGGGUAGCAUGGCUUCCCUGGAAAGCACGCUGAGAAAGGGCCCUCCCACUUCAUGGAGGCAGCCAGAUCUACCAGAGGUGAUCGCCAUGCUGAAUUACCGUCUGGAUCCUGUCAAGGCCAACGCCGCCGCCUACCUUCAGCAUCUCACUUUCAAAAAUGAUAAGGUGAARUCGGAAGUGCGCCGCCUAAAGGGCAUUCCAGCCUUGGUGUCGAUGUUGGACCAUCCCAGUAAGGAGGUUCAUCACUCAGCCUGCGGCGCUCUGAAGAACAUUUCAUACGGACGAGACGCAGACAACAAGAUCGCCAUCAAAAACUGUGAUGGAGUUACUGCCCUGGUCAGGCUGCUGAGGAAAACCCACGACCAGGACCUCACUGACACGAUCACAGGCACCUUGUGGAACCUCUCCUCCCAUGAUUCGGUGAAGAUGGAGAUAGUGGACCACGCUCUGCACGCUCUCGCCGACGAGGUGAUUGUUCCUCACUCGGGCUGGGAGAAAGGCGGAGGCGAGGAGAGCUCCAAACCACGACAUUUGGAGUGGGAUACAGCCUUGACCAACACUGCUGGCUGCCUUAGGAAUGUCAGCUCAGAACGGAGUGAGGCCCGACGAAAGCUGAGGGAAUGCACAGGGCUGGUGGAUUCGCUCAUGUACAUUGUCCAGUCACAACUCAACCACAAAGACGUGGAUAAUAAGCUGGUGGAGAAUUGCGUCUGCCUUCUGAGGAACCUGUCCUAUCAGGUUCACCACGAAAUCCCCGGCUGCGAAAAUUUCAAAGAGCAGACUCCGCUCAACCAGGGCCCCGCCUCAGCCCACAAGGGAGGCUGCUUUGGUUCGCGAAAGGGCAAAGAUGAGUGGUUUUCCAAAGCAAAGAAGGAUGGGGAUGAUGGRAGUCCAGAGUCUUACGAUUUUCCAAAGAGGACGACGCCUGCGCACGGUUAUGAGCUGCUSUACCARCCAGAGGUGGUCCGYGUUUACACUUCUCUGCUCAAAGAGAGCAAGAACCCCUCAGUGCUGGAGGCGGCGGCCGGCGCCAUCCAGAACCUGUGUGCCGGACGAUGGACCUUUGGUCGGUACAUCAGAGCCAUGGUGCGUCUGGAAAAGGGCCUCCCCAUCGUGACGGAACUGCUCUCCCAUAGUAACGAUCGUGUUGUUCGGGCAAUGUCUGGAGCCCUGAGAAACCUCGCCAUCGACAACCGCAACAGUGAGCUCUUGGGCGAGCACGCUCUGCCUCACCUGGUGGCUGUCCUGCCCGGAGGCCAGAACCAGUCGAGGUGCAAUCUGUCAGAGGAAACCAUGGUGUCGGUACUGAGCACGCUCACUGAGGUGCUCGGCAACAGCGUGGAGGCGGCAAAGAAACUGAGAAUCGCAUCUGGCAUUGAGAGGCUGGUGCUCAUCAGUAAAGAUGGUAGCCGCACUGACCGCGAGGUGCGAGGAGCGGCUCAGGUGCUGCAACUCGUCUGGGCUCACAAAGAGCUGCGCCGGCCUCUGGAGAAGGACGGCUGGAAGAAGACGGACUUCAUGGUGAACCUGAACCCAAACACCACGACCACCAACGGACCGAGCACCAGAGCRAACGGCACCUACGAGGACAGCACCACUCCGCUACUGGACAGAGGAGAUAAGAGGGAUCUAAUUCCCUUGAAUGAUCUCGGCCCUGAUUCCUACUCUACACUGGACCAGAAGGAGAGGAGACACACUCUGGACGAAACCACAGACACUUUACCGCGAGGGGUGUAUGGGAGCAGAAAGGGCUCCCUGCCUCUGUUGGACUCCUACGAUGGUUAGCCCCGCACCCUCCCCUCUACCCCCCCUCUGCAUGUAACAGCAUGAAAAACUCAUAGUGUGCAUCACCCAGACCGGGCCGUCCCUGCCCUACCACUGCUACUGAGGAGAGCGAGGAGGCAGACCUGGACGCCGUCUCCUCCUCUUCCUCUGUCUAUCCCUCCUCUCCGUCGCCACACAGCUGGGAUCUGAAGAUGAGGAUCAGCAUCCAAAGAAAGUGGUCGUGUUGCAGAAAAACAGUUACAGACAGCACACACACACACACACCUGUUUCAUUCAAUUGUAGCAGCAGAACUAUAUUCAGUUUAUAAAUUAUAGUUGUCUUCUGUAAAGGCAAUCACCUUUGUUGACAAUCAUUUUAUUCUGCAGCCUUCAUCCUGCUCCCCCCAACCCCCCAUUUCUUUUUCUCGCUAAGUAAACAAAUAAUCAUGCUCAGUAUGUUGCUGCCAGCCCCUGCAUCCGAACGAUGGAUCUGUCUUUAGCCGUGUGUGUAGGGGAAUAUAGUGUACAUAGGCGAAACAGGAUGACUGCAUUGGUUUUGGCGCAUUAAUUUAAAUUGUCCCUUUCCUGGGAAUGCUGGGAGGCUGGCUGCACCCACAGGCCGCCCUGUAGAUGGAGAAUGUUUAUAUAGGAGUUAUUUUCCUGUCUAGAGUUAUUUUCUCUCUGUUGGGAUGAGCACAGACCUGUAUAUUUGUCAAAAUGCUAAACCUGUGACCGUGUGUGUGUGUGCGCGCGUUGUGUCAAAAUGAUUAUUUGUUUUUUGUUUUUUUUUAUUAUUAUUAUUGAGUAAUGUCUUUGCUUGCACGGACCAGACGCUUUUAAUUGUUUUUGUCUGAUUGCCCUCUGUUUUAUUUUUUAACCGUCUUAUGUUCCUGCUGCCUCUUUUUCAGUUUUUUUUAUAUUUUAAAUUUGUUUCUGUUCCUCUCCCCCUAGUAGAAAAUAAGUUUUGAGCUGCUUGUUUCGUUUUAUUUCUGCCUGGAUUUAGCAGACUCGUCCAGUACAACGUGUCAAACCUGGUACUGAGAUGUGAAGCUGUGACAAACACUACUACACGUUUAACCACUAACCAGACUUUUCCUGUCUCAAUACUUAAAAGAAAAAAAAAAAUCAGGUGAACUUUCUCUGACUUUUCAAAUAAGAGUCUGCCAUGUAGCCAUUUGUACCUUCACCUCUAAAUCCGUUUUGCGUCGACUGAAAUAUGAAUUUCAGAGGCUUUUGUUACUCAGAGGAGACUCGAGUUUUCCUGUAGCUUCGGGAGAGAUGCUCUAUAAUUUAAAUUUUGGUCUAACCCAUUUGUUUUGUAUUUUGUGUCCAGUGUGUGUGUUUGUUUUUGGGGGUUUGUAUGUGGGUGAGAGCAUUAUGCAAUUUUUCUUUUUAAUUCAACUUUCACUGCUAUGUUUUUAAAAGCAAAAGAGACCAAUCUUUUAGUUUUUUUUUUUUUUUUUCUUAAUCUCUUCACACAUAUAGUAUAUUUGUACUGUUGCCUAUCCAUGUAAAAUUAUGACGUACCAUACACCUGCCUUGGCUCUGAGCAGUUGCUUUUUCAGUGAAGUAUGUAACUGGUAAUACUGUUUGUUUUUUUUAUAAAUAAAGAUUUUUUCUUAGACAA